Messenger RNA from Cricetulus griseus (Chinese hamster), 983 nucleotides. The record is from RefSeq and is a predicted model, not a curated record. Lineage: Eukaryota; Metazoa; Chordata; Mammalia; Rodentia; Cricetidae.
AUGAUUUGGCUCAGAAACAUAGUUGUUGUAAUAAUUUUAAAGAAAAAGUGCUGACUGACAGAAUGGAGUCCAGAAACUUAGCUAUAGGAAUAUUGAUCUCACUUCAGAGUGCACUUGGAAUUCUGGGAAAUGUAUCUUUUCUUUUCCAGUAUCUACUUGUUUACUACAAUGAACACACAUUAAAGACUGUAGACUUAAUUCUUAUACAUGUUUUCACAUCAAAUUCCUUAAUCAUUCUCUCUACAGGAGUGCCUCAGAUAAUGAGAAUGUUUGAGUGGAAAAGGUUCUUCAAUGAUGUUGAAUGCAAACUUAUUUUAUAUAUUCAGAGACUUUGCAGGAGCCUGUCCAUCACCUCCACCUGCCUCUUGAGUGUUUUCCAGGCCAUCACCAUCAGUCCUAAUGUCUCCUAUUGUAAAGAACUGAAAAUCCAAUUACCAAAAUAUGUUCACCUCUCCAUUUCCUUCCUCUGGAUCCUGUACAUGAUAGUGAAUAUGGUUUUCCCCAUGUAUACGGCUACCAAAAGUAAUAGCAAAAACAAGACAAAAAUGAGAAAUUUUGAAUUUUGUCCUGCUCUCAAUCAAGACAAGAUAGUAGAGUCACUGUAUACAGUAUUUUGGGUGUUCCCUGAAGUCUUAUUUUCCAUACUCAUUGUUUGUUCCAGCAUCUCCAUGAUUGUCAUACUCUAUGAACACAAGAAGAGGGUUCAGUGCAUCCUCAGCACUCAUGCAUCCACCAGAAUUUCCCCUGAAUCCAGAGCCACACAGAACAUCCUGGUGUUGGUUUGCACCUUUUUAGCUUUUUACACCAUCUCCUCCAUUUUGCAAGGCUACAUGGCUCUUUCUUUUAAUCUCAAUUCAUGGCUUGUGAAUAUCACAGGCAUCAUUUCUAUGUGUUUUCCUACUUUAAGCCCCUUUGUGAUGAGUCAUGAAUCUAUUAUUUCUGGAUUUUGCUUUUCCUGUAUAAGGAAUAGGAAAGGGAAAUAA